CAAAAUAUAGUAUUGCAAGUUGCAUCUUACCUUUGCCAUCACAAGGUGAGACUUAUUUCUUUGAAUUAUAAAGGAAAUGACGUCUCUGCCCCAUCCAGCGAUGAAGUAUUUGUAUGCGUCCAGAUAUUUUGAAUGCUUUCAAACUCUUUUUUUUUUUUUUUUUAAUAAAUUUCGGCAACUUAUUUACCAGAUACAUGUGGAUAUCAACUUGCCUAAAACAGGGAAGCAAAUUAGCAUUCAAAUUUCUUUUGGGAGAAAAUAUCGACUUCAGCAUUAAAUACGGGUCCUCUAUGCCGAGUUUAUCUAAUUUUUCCACGUACUGUCGUAUAUUUUCACCUUCUAAAUGUAAACACAAGUCACGUGAUUUUAUGAUGUAGGUGCAGGAGCUUUUACACCCAUCCAUCCAUCUUCCAAGCCAUUUAUCUUAAUUUUAGGGAAAAGGCAGACUCCACCCUGACUGGUCGCCAGAUUGUCCCGGGUACAUAUCAACACCAUCACUGAGCAGAAAUUGAUCCCACUCUGUCCACACCAAAGUCAGUCAUACAUCCCACUCCACCAUCAGUGACAACGUACACAUCAACUACGCAACAACAACGUAAACCUCCCUUCAUUGACUGAUUAACAAAAUGUUUAUGGACCGGUACACUAUUUGGUGGCAAAAAUUAACAUGAAACCUCCUUGCACAUGAUAAUAGAUUCAAGAGAAGAUAAAGAUGCCACGUGCAUUCAUCCAUCCAUUUUCUGAGCCGCUUAUCCGCAUGAGGGUCGUGGAAGUGCUGGAGCCAAUCCCAGCUGUCAUCAGGCAGGAGGCGGGGUACACCCUAAAUUGGUUGCCAGCCAAUCGCAGGGUACAUGGAGACAAACAACAGCUGCGCUCACACUCACACUUAGGGGCAAUUUAGUGUGUCCAAUUAAUGCAUGUUAGGGGAUGUGGGAGGAAACCAGAGUGCUCGGGGAAAACCCACGCAGGCACAGCGAGAAAAUGAAAACUCCACACAAGGCGGGGCGAGGAUUUCGACCCGGGUCCUCAGAACUGUGCGGCCGACGCUCUCCAGCUGUGACAAUGUGCCACCUAAAAAUCUGAUGUUUUGAUACAAACAAUGCUGUCCCCGAAGUUGGGCAUUCAAAUGCAAAUAUGACUAUGUAUACCUUUCAAAUAUAAGAUGAACUGUUGAUGGUUGUCUCAUAUGCGUCUUUUGCUGUCAAACCCAAAUGAAUACUCUCCAAAUACAUUUAGUGUGGGUUUAGCGUUUUCCAACACUAGAGGGCAGAAGAGCACAAAAAGUAGAUCGGGAAAAAAAUAUUUAGGGAAUGAAAAGUGAAGGAUGCACGACAGAAACAUCACAUUUGGUUGCUGUUCGACUAACGCGACAAACGUCACAGCCAUGAAUCAUCAUGCAACACAAACAAGUUGCUGUUACUUUUAUUGUGGCCAAAUAAAAUGAGGACGUCUGCUGGAAAUUAUGCAAGUGCGUGUGUAAACACUUCUGGUGAAGUCCGAAGAGCUACUCGACAGAAGGAGGUCCCGAUCAAACUUUUGGACUGUGGAAUGUGGCAAAGUGACGUUUGAAGACCCUUUGUAAAGAGCUCUGUUCCGCUCAUUGCCGUAGAUGUAAAUACACAGACAAGAAGACGACUGUGUCCACAUCAACGGGAAGACAAAAUGGACACGAACACGUCAAGCGACAAACCUCAAAAUGGCCCGAUGAUUAGGAGCGGCAGCUUUUUAAAGCUGAUUGAUGCCUUUGCGCUGGAGAUUGGGGAGUUGCAGAAGGAGAUGGUUCACACCUCUCCCACAGUGGACCAGGACCCAGUGGACAUACAAGUGUCAGAGAGUGAGGUGGGGGGUGAAGUGAGUGGCGUUUACCCAGAGCUCUCCCAACAUGGCAGGAUCAGGUGUGAAAGGGAUUAUGGAUAUGACUCAUUACGGAGGAGAAUGAGUGUGUUGGAGAGACUGACUCAAACCCAUCCUGUGUGGCUGCUGCUGACAGUCAGUGAAUUGGAGGCCACACGCAUUCUACUUCGACAACCCCCAGGGGUUUUUUUGGUAAGGAAGUCUAUCACUCUCCAAAAGAAGGUCCUCUCUGUGCGCCUGUACGGGGAUCGGUCCAGAAGCUCCAUUAGUCACUUCCCUGUCAGAGAGAGCCAGUAUACAUUUUCUCUUGAUGGAUCAGGAAUAAGCUUUGCAGAUCUUUUCCGUUUGGUGGCUUUCUACUGCAUAAGCAGGGAUGUUUUGCCCAUACCUCUCAAACUCCCAGAUGCCAUUGCAUCUGCCAAGACACAAAAAGAUCUUGAACAGGUGGCUCAACUUGGACCAGCCUUUUGGGAAUCUGCCCUGUGCAGCCUGCGUUCCACCUCCCAUCCUCCUAGCCGCCCUUCAAGCCGAACUCUCAGCCUGCAACGGACAAACAGGACCAGGGAGGACGAGGGGUCGGAGCAGAGUCAUACUGGCCCCCAAUGUGACAGCGCACCACCAACAUUACGUCACCGGGCUCCUCCCUCUCGAAGUGAGAGAAGGCUUUCCAGUACAACUCUCUGCUUUGUCAGCCCACUGUUUUUCCAGACUCGACAGCACCGCCACUGUGAGGAAGAGCCAUCUUCACGUGACAGAAUAAACGUGUCUAUGAAACCCACAAGUGGUGGCCCCGAGAGCGACCAGCACCAAGACGGAAUUAAAGUGAAUUGCAAAUCGCAACCCCCUCCUCGACCUCCCCCACCUCGCUUGAUGCUGCGUAGGCGACCAGCCCCACCCCCACCUGGACCUCCAGUACUUACCACCAGACCAAAGAGCAUGCCAGUGGCCAUUCCAGUGGUAAGGCAAGAGCAGGCCCACACCAGGCGCCCGGCUCCCCCUCGACCAACAAUGGGUGCUAAACACAGCAGCCCACCUAAAACUGCAAGUUCACCAAUCCCUCAGCCUUCAAACCCACCUCCUCCAAGACCUAGUAAGCCUGAUCUGGCCCACCAUUGCCACAUUGCCCUUGAUGAUGAGACCGUUACUAAAGCCUUGUUGCGAGCCAAAGUACCACAAUCAGUACAAGAUGAUUUUCCACUCAAGGAAAGCAGUGUGAGUCCAUUAAUCCAAAAUGAGAGAGGACUUCAACGACUUAGCGACAUAAGCAUGUCUACUUCUUCCUCUGAUUCAUUGGAAUAUUCACAGUCUCCUGGAUUCUCCCUGGGCUUGGGCUCUAGCCGGUCAUGCCAUCUCAACCAUCAAGAUGCUGUGGAGGACACUAGUGAUGACGAUGACGAUGAGGAGGAAGAAGAGGAAGUGGAGGAGGACUAUGGAGUGGGCUUUGCGGCUGACUUAGAAAUGCGUCUUCGUCCAUCCUUCAAAGCUAGAAAGCGCAGAGUGGGUGUGAGCCUAAGUGGAGGACCAUUUAUUCUCCCUUGGGCCUUAAAAAGACGAUUCAGCAAGGUGAGCAAUAUGCUCACCUCCAUGAUGACUCCAGAGACACGUGCAGUGAAAAAGAUAGCUGAGAUGUCCAGGGAAAAAAGUUCAUAUUUUGGCUCACUGGUUCAGGACUACAUAGCCUUUGUCCAGGAAAACCGUGGAUGCCACACAUCAGGGGAGGAUUUUCUGCAGACACUCAGGCAGUUUAUGACACAGAUGAAAGCUUACUUGUGCCAAAGCUCUGAGCUGGACCCUCCUAUAGACUCGCUCAUCCCUGAAGAUGUGAUUGAACAGGUGCUGGAAAAGGCAAUGCAUAAGUGUGUGCUGAAGCCUCUGAAGACUUUUAUUGAUGUGGCCUUACAUGACUUCCAAAUGAACAGUGGAGAUUGGCAACAGAUGAGAGAGAACUUGGCUUUGGCGAAAUCCAAGAGGCCCCAGGAACUUGGAGUGGGUGGUGCAGUUCCUCCUGACGCCAUGGCGAUUGAGAAGAUCCGACAUAAGUUCCUUAAAAUGAGGAAAAUGUACUCACCUGAGAAAAAGGUGUCACUGAUGUUACGUGUGUGUAAGAUCAUCUACACCAUCAUGCAGGACAACUCAGGGAGGAUGUAUGGUGCUGAUGACUUCCUGCCCAUGCUGACCUAUGUGAUAGCGCAGUGUGAAAUGCCUCAGCUGGAUAUAGACAUCCAGUACAUGAUGGAGCUGCUGGACCCAUCGCUUCUUCAAGGAGAAGAAGGUUACUACCUGACCAGUGCCUUUGGAGCUAUGGCCCUCAUCAAGAAUUUUCAGGAGGAGCAAGCAGCAAGGGUGCUGAGCUCUGAGGCCAGAAACACUCUUCAUCAAUGGCACCGCCGACGCACUGCCCAGCAUUCAGCACCCACAGUGGAUGACUUCCAGAACUAUCUGCAGUUAGCCCUGGAAGAUGUGGACUCAGGCUGCACAGCCAAAACAUUAAUCGUCAAUUCAUACACCACGGCAGAAGAGGUCUGCUUACUUUGUGCUAAAAAAUUCAAGGUUUCAGAGCCUGAUAAUUACGCACUCUUUCUGGUCACCGAGGACACAUGUCAGCAACUGGCCCCUGACACACACCCUCAACAAAUCAAAGCUGAGCUUCACAGCCGACCCCGGGCUAAGUCCUUUCAUUUUGUCUACAGGAAGGUGCCUCAUUUAAAUGUUUGCAUACCUGCCUGUGUCUUUGAUGAUCAAGUGGAGGAAUGAGGCAAGAUUCCCAACUGCUGCACUUGAAUCCAAUCAUUACUGAGAUUCUAGAAGCCUUUUUCUGCUUAAUGGAACUGGACUGAUAUGAUGCCUUUUAAUGGAGCUCCCAAGUGAGAGGUUGGACUCUGGAAAGUGUUUCUAGAAUCAUAGUGAACCCUUAAAAUUUAACCCUGCCCCUCGCCCGUAGAGAGCUGGGAUAGGAUCCAGUACGCCUGUGACCUUUGUGAUGAUAUGUGGUUCAGAAAAUGGAUGGAUAGAUACUGAUAAAAUUGCUCAAGGCAUCAUGUCAACAAAAUUACUGUAUGUUUAAGAAAUAAAAAUAGGUUGUAUGAAGCGUUGAUUUGAAGGAAAUUUGUAGGUUUGAGAUGCAGAAGAAAGAUUUAUUUUUUUUUUUAUAGAUCUUGGAUAUGCACACUGUCUAAAAGCAGAAAUGACACGAUAAGCAUUUUAUGAAAUUAACUUUUGCAUUCACUGCUGUAAUCCCAUUAUGCCUUCAAAAGGAAAUGUAAAAAAGUGUAUUCUACUGCAAGCAUUCAGAUGUCACCAAGUGAUGAGGUAGGUUAAAUGAAAAUGAGUUGAAUGAACUAUUGUAGCAAUUAAUGUUUCGCUCUUGGUUCUCUGCAAUUACUGUUCAAUUGCAAUUUGCAUCACUAUGAUCAUGUUUUUUUUAUAUUGAAAUGUUUUUUUAUAGCACAAUCAUCUCUGAGUGGGAAAUAAGUCUGAUUAAUAUUUUCAGGGUGGCACGGUGCAAUAGCUGUAAAGCGUUGGCACUUCAGGGUGUACUCCGCCUCCUGCCCCAAGAAUUCUGGGACAGGCUCAAGCACACCGGUGACCCUAGUGAGGAUAGGUGGUACAGAAAGUGAAGGGAUGGAUUUUCCCUAGUCGGCACAGGAGCGUCGCUGUCGAACAUUGGCCUCACAGUUCUGAGGACCAGGUUUCGAAUCCAUGCCCCCCGUGUGGAGUUUGCAUGUUUUCUCUGGGUAAUCUGGUUUCCUCCCACGUCCCAAAAAUAUGCACUCAUUGCAGACUUAUAAAUUGCCCCUAAGUGUAAUUGUGUGUGAAUUUGACUGUUUUCUGUCUCGAUGUGCCCUGCGGUUGACUGGGAACCAGUUCAGGAUGUAGUGUGCCUUCUGCCCGGUGAUACCUGGGAUUGGAUCCAGCACUCCAUAACCCUUGUGAGGUUAAGCAACUAAGAAAAUGGAUGGAUGGAUAAUAUUUUUGGACUAGACUUUUUUUUUUUUCUUUAAACCAUUCGACUGCUAGGAGAAUUGGAAUGGAGGAUCUUUUAUGCCAAACCAGUUUUCUUGGGCAACAAUGGAAUUUUUUUUUUAUGCUCCCGCAGUCGUUCUUUGUAUUAAGAUGUACUUGUAUAUUUAUUACACAUUCCAGUCCGAAAGAAGGUUUUAAAAGAGAGUGACAGAAUACACAAAAUCAAGAAAUGACAGCACACCAGCAGUAAGAAAAACAAACAAAACAGAGGAUUAUGUGCAUAAUGCAAUGUCUCAUUAGAUUCAAGUUUUAUACAAGUCAGUGGUGUUAAAACUUCUGAGGGAAGAACAGGACAAUGUCGGAUAAAAACAGAGAGGGAAAUGAGGGAAAGAGAAUAGUGAAAGGGAAGUGGACUUGGGUGUGUAACUGGAGUGUGGUCGGAGUGGCUGUGUACAUUCAAAACACCAUUCGCAAGGUCACCAAAGUUAUUUAUAGCAAUUGGGAAGUUGGCCUGUACCAAGCAAAUAACGCUCAGCUGUCUGCUUCUGCAGACGCAUGCAAGUGAAUUGGCACCGUCUCACAUUCGCAAUAAAUGUCACAGGUGUCCUGGAAUUGCUGUGCCAUGGGAAUGGAUGACCCCAACCCACUGCCGAGUAUCGGGACCCAUCUGAGGAUGGCCCGGGUAACAUGACACCACUCCAACCGAAGCAACCAAAAACUGGCCACCAGGAGGAGAACCCCUGACACCACCCCAUAUAUGUUUUUACCCCCUUUAUACCAAAGAGAAUUCAAAUACAUUUCAAGCAAUGAAGCACAAUGGUCUCCAUUAUUAAGAAAUGGAAGAAGUUGGGAACCAUAAGGACUUUUUCGAAAGAAUGUAUUUGGUCACGGAGGUGACCUAAAAUUUCAGAGCAUGCUAGAGAGACCAAUGCAAAAAAGUAUUAACCACUCGUAAGCAUCAUAACAAACACAGCAUGAGGAUCCAGUUGUUCUAAAAGUGGUUUCAACAAGUGGUGAAAUGUUGUAUUGAGUAAAUGGGGAAAAUACUCCACAUAGUAUUUGAUAGUUGAUAUUUUGAGCUGGAGACCACUUCUUGUCAAAACUGAAUUGGGCUAGGUGUCACAACCCAUCGGAACGAGAGUAGGACCCAAAUGCAGGACUCGGACGAUGCAAGGUAGUUCAGGGAGAAAUGUUUAUUAUAUGCCGAGGUCGGGGAUCGAGCAGCCAGCAGCGGUAGUUGUGACGUCGGGCGAAGAGAGCAGGUGAGCGGGCAGGCAGGAGUCGGUACACAGGAGAACGAUCAAGGCAGGCAGAAGUAUCAAAGGAGUCAGGCUUACAAGGUUGGUCGGAGAACGGGCGAAGGUCGGUACACACAGGUUGUCAAUCAGGAAUACGAGAAUGCUGGAAUGGGACAUGAAGCUCAAUGAACUGGCGCCGGCCAGUCGUCAUCGGGGUCAUAUAAAUACAUAGCAUAAUCAGGCUGCAUGAGGCGCAGGUGUGCACCUCCCAAUCAGAGCAACCGCGGACACCCGCACAGCCCGGGCUGGAGCGGCAGGAUCAUGACACUAGGUUCCAGCUCACCCAUGACCCUGAACAGUAUUAGCGGUAGAAAAUAGAUGUAUAGGUUAAGGGUUAUUCUUCACUAAGUUUUAUAACCAUGCAACUUUCUGUCUCAUGUCUGUGUACAGUAGCCACAGUAGUUUGUUAAUUCCUCUCAUUGGUUCUGUUCUGCUUUUUGUUACUAACCAUCCAUUUCCUUUUUUUGAUUUCUCAUUUGAGUUAAUUGCUCCUGUUUUGAGUAUUUAUUUACCUAUAUCCAUUUUCUGUGAGGAAUCCUUGUGCUGCUAGUUAGCGUAAAGUUUACUGUCAUUCAUGUAAAAAUUUCCUUUACUCCCUGAGGGUACUUUACUCACCUUUUUUUAACACAAUUUUGACCCAUAUUCACUUGCACCAACCACCAAACUCCCAUAUAAUCGUAAUUGAAUACACAAGUAAGGGUUAAAGAUGCACCUAAAUUUACCAUACUGUAUAUCCCAUUCCAACCAUUCUCUGAAAAGGCAGACGUUCUCCUCUGCGCACAUUGAAACUAUCUCAAUCUACCCUCUACUAGUUUGUCUCCAUACAUUUCAGUCUGUGCCGUGCCUCUGAUGAGCUUGUUCCAGAUCCCGUCGAUCCUUAUCACUACCAAAAAGAAUCUCAGAAUCUUCAACUGUGCUACCACAAAGCUCGGGCUCCUAUCUUCUGGUCAUUGCUACAGUCCCCAGGCCAUAAGAAUAAAUAGAGUUCAAACAUGCAUUAAUUGGAGACUCUAAAUUGUCUUAAGGAGUGAUUGUGACUGUUGUUUGUCUCUCUGCCCUGCGAUUAGCUGGCAACCAGUUCAGAGUGUACCCCGCCUCCUACCCGUUGACAAUUGGGAUGGCUCCAGCACUCACGCGACCCUUGUGAGGAUUAGUGGCGAAGAAGAUGGAUGGAUAUAUAUAUAUAUUUUUUUUUAUAAAUAAUUACAGAUCCUCUUCCAAGUUCCUGGUCACGGUUGAAGCAGUGGGGAGUUUAAAGCAUAAAUAUACUUGUAUAGUAGAUAUUGCAGUGCCUCACUGGCUCAGUAAGAGUGCCUCCCAUUUUAGUCCAAUCAUGGCUGCCCUGUGAACCAGCACGACUAUGUGUCUAUCUUACUCAUGCUCACAUUUACGAGACUGAUUCGUUCAAACUUCAUUGUAUUAAUUGACAAUAUAGUUAACUACAUAGCAUACUAAUACAUAGAAUGGUAAGUAAUUCACAUUCAACAGAUUUCAGUAAAAUGUACUGUCUAUAUGAACAGAAAUAAUUUUUACACGGCAGUCAUAUUCAAAAGCAACGUAGCUAAUGUAGCAUUGCUAAUAAUGUCGCUUUUUUGUAGACCAUGAUGUUCGCUUUCCAUUUCAUUCAUCUUAAGCCCCGUCACUCGUCAUGCACUCAUCAGUGUGAUGCCUUCACAUGCUUUAUUGUCCCAUGUUGUGACUGCUGUCUGUUUUCCAGCUAUUUUGUGCAUCCUGGUUUUUCCGACCCAUGAUGUAACUCCGAGGUGUUUUUUGAUAAAGAUAAGUUGAGUCCAGCAGGACAAAAAUAUUUAUUUUGCUUUCCUUUUCUUCUCUGUCUCUCAGUUCUGUAUAACGUAGGUGAGCGAUUGCUUUAACUUCAGUUAGGGGUAACAACUCAUAAGACUUGUACCUUUUUCUCUCUAUGCGAAGACGUGUUUUUCAUUGUAAUAAAAACCCCAAAAGACAA
Molecule: messenger RNA, 9081 nt
Organism: Syngnathoides biaculeatus (alligator pipefish)
Lineage: Eukaryota; Metazoa; Chordata; Actinopteri; Syngnathiformes; Syngnathidae
Product: ras and Rab interactor 2-like
Exons: 13
Coding region: 1663-4608 (981 amino acids)
Biological process (GO): vesicle-mediated transport; signal transduction
Cellular component (GO): cytosol; endocytic vesicle
Molecular function (GO): guanyl-nucleotide exchange factor activity; small GTPase binding
Source: RefSeq, a predicted model, not a curated record